CAACGCAUUUUCUCUCUCCUCAUGACGUCUCACAACACCAGCAUCCUCCUUUCUUUUCAUCUUCCCCAAUUUUAUUAUUCUUCCCUUUCCACCAAACCCUAACCCUAACUUUCUCUCUCCUCUUUCUCACACUUCUUCAUCUUCUUCUUCCUUCAUUUCCACCAUUGUUAAUCUCCCCCUCUCUCUCCUCUUAAUGCGACUGUAAUUCCGAAACCCUAAUUUCCAUCAAUCGCCAUGGAUUCAACCCCGAGCAAUCUCUACGAAACUGCAUCGCAACCCGAUACUGGAACCGACGAUGCUUACACUUUCCUCGAAUUCAACACUCAGGGUGCUGGAGAUGAUGAUGAUGACGACUUCUCUUACCCGCAAUUCAACGAGCUUUCGCAACCGAUUCGUGCUUCGCCUUCGACGUCGUCGUCUUCUCCCGCUUGGCCUACUCCUUCUGAUUCCAUUGUUGCGGCGGAAAUUAAGGAACCCCAUCAAGUUUCUGAGGCUCAUUCGGCUUCUUCAUCUGGUGGGCCUAGUAAGGGUCGUGGAGGGGGUGGUGGGGUUCAGGGUGUGGCUUCUGUUGUGGACUCGUUGGCUGCUGGAAUGAGUGGGUUGAACUUUGAGGAGACGGCGGGUGAUGAUGAUGGGUUUGUUGAUCAGUUUGGGAAGGGUGUUGGGGAUUUCUCUGAGCAUGCUUGUAGGUAUUGUGGUGUUCAGAAUCCUGCGUGUGUUGUUCGGUGUAAUGUACCGUCUUGCCGGAAAUGGUUCUGUAAUUCCAGGGGGAAUACUUCUGGUUCUCAUAUUGUCAAUCAUCUGGUUCGAGCUAAACACAAAGAAGUCUGUCUGCAUAAAGACAGUCCAUUGGGAGAAACAAUUCUUGAGUGUUACAAUUGUGGUUGCCGUAAUGUUUUCCUACUUGGAUUUAUUUCUGCCAAGACCGAGAGUGUAGUUGUUCUUCUUUGUAGGGAACCGUGCUUAAGUGUGAAUGCAUUGAAGGACAUGAAUUGGGAUUUGAGUCAAUGGUGUCCUCUAAUUGAUGAUCGCUGUUUCCUUCCAUGGCUUGUUAAGGUUCCGUCUGAACAAGAGCAACUUAGGGCCAGACAGAUUAGUGCACAGCAAAUAAAUAAGAUUGAAGAGCUAUGGAAAACAAACCCUGAUGCAUCUUUGGAGGAUCUUGAGAAACCUGGUGUAGAUGAUGAGCCUCAGCCUGUUGUUUUAAAAUAUGAAGAUGCUUUUCAGUAUCAAAAUGUAUUUGCCCCGCUCAUCAAGCUUGAAGCUGAUUAUGAUAAAAUGAUGAAAGAAUCUCAAAGCAAGGACAAUCUCACAGUGCGGUGGGAUAUUGGUUUAAAUAAGAAGCGUGUUGCAUAUUUUGUUUUUCCAAAGGAGGACAAUGAGCUGCGUCUUGUACCUGGUGAUGAGUUGCGGCUACGUUACUCAGGAGAUGCUGCUCAUCCUGCAUGGCAGUCAGUUGGUCAUGUGAUUAAGUUGACUGCACAGGAGGAGGUGGCACUUGAGUUACGUGCGAGUCAGGGAGUUCCAGUUGACAUAAAUCAUGGUUUUAGUGUUGAUUUUGUUUGGAAGAGCACAAGCUUUGAUCGCAUGCAGGGUGCCAUGAAAACCUUUGCAGUGGAUGAGACUAGUGUCAGUGGGUAUAUUUAUCACCAUUUGUUGGGACAUGAAGUUGAAAUGCAGAUUGUUCGAAAUACUUUGCCUCGUCGAUUUGGCGCUCCAGGCCUUCCAGAGCUCAAUGCAUCUCAGGUUUUUGCUGUAAAGAGUGUCCUUCAAAAGCCUAUCAGUUUAAUUCAAGGACCCCCUGGCACUGGGAAAACGGUUACCUCUGCUGCUAUUGUGUAUCACAUGGCCAAACAAGGACAAGGACAGGUGUUGGUUUGUGCACCAAGUAAUGUGGCUGUAGAUCAAUUGGCUGAAAAGAUAAGUGCUACUGGUCUGAAGGUUGUCAGACUCUGUGCAAAAUCUAGAGAGGCGGUCAGUUCUCCUGUUGAGCAUCUGACACUUCACUAUCAGGUUCGGCACCUUGAUACAUCAGAGAAGAGUGAACUUCACAAAUUACAGCAACUGAAGGAUGAACAAGGAGAAUUGUCUAGCAGUGAUGAGAAAAAGUACAAAGCAUUGAAACGAGCAACAGAGAGGGAGAUAGCUCAAAGUGCUGAUGUCAUAUGUUGCACUUGUGUUGGUGCUGGAGAUCCUCGUCUUGCAAAUUUCAGAUUUCGUCAGGUACUCAUUGAUGAGUCUACACAAGCGACAGAACCUGAGUGUCUUAUACCUCUGGUACUUGGGGCCAAGCAGGUUGUUCUUGUUGGUGAUCACUGCCAACUUGGUCCUGUUAUCAUGUGCAAGAAAGCUGCUCGAGCGGGACUUGCACAAUCUCUUUUUGAACGCCUUGUGUUGCUUGGUGUAAAACCCAUCAGGCUGCAGGUUCAAUAUCGUAUGCAUCCAGCGCUUUCAGAGUUUCCUUCCAAUAGCUUCUAUGAAGGUACACUCCAAAAUGGUGUGACAAUCAAUGAAAGGCAAUCUACAGGAAUUGAUUUUCCAUGGCCUGUUCCAAAUCGCCCAAUGUUCUUCUAUGUCCAGAUGGGGCAAGAGGAGAUAAGUGCUAGCGGUACAUCAUAUCUUAACCGCACUGAGGCUGCUAAUGUUGAGAAAAUAGUGACUUCUUUCUUGAGAAGCGGUGUGGUUCCUAGUCAGAUUGGGGUUAUUACACCUUAUGAAGGACAGAGGGCAUAUAUUGUGAAUUAUAUGUCGAGGAAUGGAGCUCUCAGACAGCAACUUUACAAGGAAAUUGAGGUGGCAAGCGUUGAUUCAUUCCAGGGAAGGGAAAAAGAUUACAUUAUUUUGUCUUGUGUUAGGAGUAAUGAACACCAGGGAAUUGGAUUCCUCAAUGAUCCCCGCAGGCUCAAUGUUGCACUAACACGUGCCCGAUAUGGUAUUGUCAUCUUGGGGAAUCCGAAAGUUCUGAGCAAGCAGCCACUUUGGAAUGGCUUAUUGACUCACUAUAAGGAGCAUGAGUGCUUGGUUGAGGGACCACUCAGUAACUUGAAGCAAAGUAUGGUUCAAUUUCAGAAGCCCAAGAAGAUUUAUAAUGACCGUAGACUAUUCUAUGGCGCAGCAGCUGGUGUUGUGCCUAAGGAUAACGUUUCAUCAGUUUCAAGCACCGGUGCUAGUGCUGAUAGAAGAGGUAGUCGUGGUAGAGGUUACAUGCCACCUGGAGUGCCCAAUGGUACGCACAAGCCUGCAGUGCAUCCUUCUGGUUUCCCCAUGACUCGAGUUCCUCUUUCUCCCUAUCAUGGUGCACCACCAUCUCAGCCAUAUGCUAUUCCCUCUCGUGGUGCUGUACAUGGCCCUGUUGGAGCAGUUCCUCAAGUUCCUCAGCCUGGAAGCCGUGGUUUUGGUGCUGGACGUGGCAGUUCUGCGCCUAUUGGCAGUCAUUUACCACACCAGCAAGCUUCACAACAACCUGUUGGAAGUCUUGGGCCUAAUUUCAACUUUCCUCUGGACAGUCCCAAUGGCCAACCAACUAUUGGUGGUCCGUUGUCACAACCCGGUUUUGUUUCAAAUCUGCCUGUAAAAGGACCUAGCCAAUCUUUCCGUGAUGGGUUUUCUAUGGGAGGAAUGUCACAGGACUUCUUGGGUGAUGAUUUCAAGAGUCAAGGAUCACAUGUUCCUUACAAUAUUGCAGAGUUUUCAACACAGGCUUCACAGAGUGGAUAUUCUGUUGAUUAUGCCACACAAGGACCACAGUCUGGCUUUCCAGGAAGUUUCCUGAACCAAAACUCACAGGCUGGAUAUUCUCGAUUUGGUAGUGGGAGUGAUUUUAUGUCUCAGGAUUAUAUGGGGCAUGGUUCUCAAGGUCUUUUCACUCAAGUUGGCUUCAAUGAUCCAUCUCAAGAUGACUCUUCACAAGGCCAUUUUGGAGUAGGAAAUGUAAACCCCCUUCAAUCACAGGGCCCUAUGAAUCCUCUAUAUUCCCAGCCUUUCACACACUACAACUCGCAACCUUUGAAAAUGCAGAAUGCUCAGCACCAGCCGCCCCAGCCUCAGCAGCAGGCUGCUCAGCAGGGUCUGAACUCGCAAAACCAGAAAGUCCACUACAGUGGUUGAGAGUGUAUGGGAAAUGUUGGCCAAAGAUGGGUUAGUCUUCAAUAUCAGCGACUUGGUUUGUCCACCCUUGUGCCACUGCAUAAUUAUUAAAACGGAAACAACAGUUUUUGCUCGGAUGAGGUUUUCUAUGGUUUUUUCCACUACCUCAAUACUAAGUUGUUGAAUGAUGAUGGGAGUCUGAAGGAGGACUUUCAGUCGUUGGCUAUGGAAACCCUAUUAUGGCACAGGUGUCCCAAAAUAAGGCUGUGAAGGAGAAGGAUGACCCCCUUUAUCGGUCCUGAGGUAUUCUCUUGAGAAAAGGCUGAAAUUGGUCAUUUUUUGUGGGAGAGAUCAUUACAUGACAUGGUCUGGUCGGAAAGGGUUCGUAAUUGAUAGCGAGCUUUUGAGGGGCGUGCAGGAUAAAGCCCUGAUUAUUCAUACAGAAACAGCAGUGAAGUACAGGAUUGUGUACAGCAGUGCAGGGAAAGGAUUCCAUUUUACCAUACCCUUUCAGCUCUUCCUGACAUGUAAUUAUACUCUACAACAAAAUCAAUGAUAAUAGUAUGAAUAGAGAUGAUGGCGAUUAUUUGGUGUGUUUUGGGGUGCAUAAUCGUCUUGACCAAUACAAGUUUGUAAAAGUUUAAAUCUGAAAAUUUGGUUAAUUGAGUGUUUACUCUUGCUUAUGGUGUCUAA
Chenopodium quinoa (quinoa) is the source of this 4779-nucleotide messenger RNA. Its product is annotated as regulator of nonsense transcripts 1 homolog. Bases 235 to 4107 code for a protein of 1290 amino acids. Gene Ontology annotation, molecular function: RNA binding; hydrolase activity; zinc ion binding. The transcript has 29 exons. Gene Ontology annotation, cellular component: cytoplasm. Gene Ontology annotation, biological process: nuclear-transcribed mRNA catabolic process, nonsense-mediated decay. The record is from RefSeq and is a predicted model, not a curated record. NCBI's taxonomy places the organism in Eukaryota, Viridiplantae, Streptophyta, Magnoliopsida, Caryophyllales, Amaranthaceae.